Molecule: messenger RNA, 3858 nt
Organism: Physeter macrocephalus (sperm whale)
Lineage: Eukaryota; Metazoa; Chordata; Mammalia; Artiodactyla; Physeteridae
Gene: KANSL1
Product: KAT8 regulatory NSL complex subunit 1
Exons: 18
Coding region: 271-3729 (1152 amino acids)
Cellular component (GO): NSL complex
Molecular function (GO): histone acetyltransferase binding
Source: RefSeq, a predicted model, not a curated record
UCGAAGCCGAAGUGACAAACGCAUAGGAAGAACAAAUCCACUCCAGAGAUACCUUCUUGAAACGAAAGAUUUUCCUACCUGCUCAUACUUGGUGACUGGAGGAUUACUAAGACUACCUUCUUGCUCAUUUCUGAGUAUUGUCUGAACUAUUCCUGACACUAUGAAUGCUACUUGGAUGCUUCUUAAGUCUGUUCUCUGGGGAGGCGGUAAGGGGCUGUGGAGCUGGCCUCGGCACCGGGAGAGGCUGGACUUCCUGUCUCUCUGUGCUGAAUGGCUGCGAUGGCGCCCGCUCUCACUGACGCAGCAGCUGAAGCACACCAUAUCCGGUUCAAACUGGCUCCCCCAUCCUCCACUUUGUCCCCUGGCAGUGCCGAAAAUAACGGCAACGCCAACAUCCUUAUUGCUGCCAACGGAACCAAAAGAAAAGCCAUUGCUGCAGAGGACCCCAGUCUAGACUUCCGAAAUAAUCCUAACAAGGAAGACUUGGGAAAGCUGCAACCACUGGUGGCAUCUUAUCUUUGCUCAGAUGUAACAUCUGUUCCCUCAAAGGAAUCGUUGAAAUUGCAGGGUGUCUUCAGCAAGCAGACAGUACUUAAAUCUCAUCCGCUCUUAUCUCAGUCCUAUGAACUCCGAGCUGAGCUGUUGGGGAGACAGCCAGUUUUGGAGUUUUCCUUAGAAAAUCUUAGAACCAUGAAUACAAGUGGUCAGACAGCUCUGCCACAAGCACCUGUAAAUGGAUUGGCGAAGAAAUUGACUAAAAGUUCAACACAUUCUGAUCACGACAAUUCCAGUCCCCUUAAUGGGGGAAAACGAGCUCUCACGUCAUCUUCUCUUCAGGGGGGUGAAGUGGUGGCAUCUGAAUCUGGGGACUUGAAAGGGGGUAUGACCAAUUGCACUCUUCCACAUAGAAGCCUUGAUGUAGAACACACAACGAUAUUUAGCAAUAAUAGCACUGCAAACAAAUCUUCUGUAAAUUCCAUGGAACAGCCACCCGCACUUCAAGGAAGCAGUAGGUUAUCACCUGACACAGACUCCAGUUCUAACUUGGGGGGUGUCAAGUUAGAGGGUAAAAAGUCUCCCCUGUCUUCCAUUCUUUUCAGUGCUUUAGAUUCCGACACAAGGAUAACAGCUUUACUACGGCGGCAGGCUGAUAUUGAGAGCCGUGCCCGCAGGUUACAGAAGCGCUUACAGGUUGUGCAAGCCAAGCAGGUGGAGAGGCAUAUACAGCAUCAGCUGGGUGGAUUUUUAGAGAAAACUUUGAGCAAACUGCCAAACUUGGAAUCCUUGAGACCCCGGAGCCAGUUGAUGCUAACUCGAAAGGCUGAAGCUGCAUUGAGAAAAGCUGCCAGUGAGACCGCCACUUCAGAGGGACUUAGCAACUUCCUGAAAAGUGAUUCGAUUUCAGAAGAAUUGGACAGAUUUACAGCCAGUGGUAUAGCCAACUUGAGGUGCAGUGAACGAGCAUUUGAUUCAGACGUCACUGACAGUAGUUCAGGGGGAGAGUCUGAUAUUGAAGAGGAAGAACUGACCAGAGCUGAUCCUGAGCAGCGCCAUUUACCCCUGCAUUGUUCAAGAUACCAGGGAUGUGAUGGUGAACAAGACAAAAAUCCAUGCUCUCCUGGAGAGGGCUCUAAUGGUGGAAACAGACAGAGGCGCAGGUCAGAAUGGAGAUGGGCUGCAGACCGAGCAGCUAUUGUCAGCCGCUGGAACUGGCUUCAGGCUCAUGUUUCUGACUUGGAAUAUCGAAUUCGGCAGCAAACAGAUAUUUACAGACAGAUACGUGCUAAUAAGGGGUUGAUAGUUCUUGGAGAGGCGCCUCCCCCAGAGCACACAACAGACUUAUUUCUUCCACUUAGUUCUGAGGUGAAGACAGAUCAUGGGAAUGAUAAAUUGAUUGAGUCUGUUUCUCAGCCACUGGAAAACCAUGGUGCCUCUGGUCAUCCUUCAGAGUUAUUGUCUACUAAAUCAUGUGGAGCAUUGAGACCUGUCAAUGGAGUUAUUAAUACUCUUCAGCCUGUGUUGGCAGACCACAUUCCAGGUGACAACUCUGAUGCUGAGGAACAAUUGCAUAAAAAGCAAAGACUGAAUCUAGUUUCUUCAUCAACUGAUGGCACCUGUGUGGCAGCCCGAACACGUCCUGUGCUGAGCUGUAAGAAACGGAGGCUUGUUCGACCCAACAGCAUCGUGCCUCUUUCCAAGAAGGUUCACCGGAACAGCACAGUGCGCUCUGGCUGUGAUGUGAACCCCUCCUGUGCACUGUGCGGCUCAGGCAGUGCCAGCACCACGCCUCCAGAAAUCCACUAUGAAGCCCCUCUGUUGGAACGCCUUUCCCAGUUGGAUUCUUGUGUUCACCCGGUUCUAGCAUUUCCAGAUGAUAUGCCCAGAACAUCUGCCUGGCAUCUCCUGUUCCAUCAUUCAGCAUCUCUACUAGGAGAUGUUCCUACAAGCCUGCACUUCCAGAGCAUGCUGAAAUCUCAAUGGCAGAACAAACCUUUUGACAAAAUCAAACCUCCAAAAAAGUUUUCACUUAAGCACAGAGCACCCAUGCCAGGCAGUCUCCCUGAUCCAACUCGUAAAGACAGGCACAAGUUGGUCAACUCCUUCCUGACAACAGCCAAGCUGUCCCAUCACCAAACCCGGCCUGACAGGACCCACAGGCAGCACUUAGACGAUGUGGGGGCCGUGCCUAUGGUGGAGCGAGUGACAGCGCCCAAAGCAGAGCGCUCGCUCAACCCGCCGCCACCUGUGCAUGACCCAAACCACAGCAAAAUGAGAUUGCGAGACCAUUCAUCCGAGAGAAGUGAAGUGUUGAAGCAUCACACGGACCUGAGCAGUUCGAGCUACUUGGCGGCCACCCACCAUCCACCACACAGUCCCUUGGUGCGACAGCUCUCCGCGUCAUCAGACACCUCUGCACCUACCAGCUCUAGUCCACAGGUUACAGCCAGCACGUCUCAGCCAGUAAGGAGGAGAAGGGGAGAGAGCUCCUUCGAUAUCAACAACAUUGUCAUCCCAAUGUCAGUCGCUGCAACCACCCGUGUGGAGAAGCUGCAGUACAAGGAGAUCCUUACUCCCAGCUGGCGGGAGGUUGAUCUUCGGUCUCUGAAGGGGAAUCCUGACGAGGAGAAUGAGGAGAUCGAGGACCUGUCUGACGCAGCCUUCGCCGCCCUGCAUGCCAAAUGUGAGGAGAUGGAGAGGGCUCGGUGGCUGUGGACCACGAGUGUGCCACCUCAGCGGCGGGGCAGCAGGUCUUACAGGUCAUCAGACGGCCGGACAACGCCCCAGCUGGGCAGUGCCAACCCCUCCACCCCUCAACCCGCCUCCCCUGAUGUCAGCAGUAGCCACUCUUUGUCCGAGUUCUCCCACGGGCAGUCCCCCAGGAGCCCCAUUAGCCCAGAACUGCACUCGGCCCCCCUCACUCCUGUGGCGCGGGACACUCUCCGACACCUGGCCAGCGAAGACACCCGUUGUUCCACACCAGAGCUGGGGCUUGACGAACAGUCUGUCCAGCCAUGGGAGCGGCGAACCUUCCCCCUGGCGUAUAGUCCCCAGGCAGAGAGUGAGGACCAACUGGAUGCACAGGAACGGGCGUCCCGCUGCACUCGGCGCACCUCAGGCAGCAAGACUGGCCGGGAGACAGAGGUGGCACCCACCUCGCCUCCCAUCAUUCCCCUCAAGAGUCGGCAUCUGGCGGCAACAGUCACAGCUCAGCGUCCAACUCACAGAUGAGUGGGAUAUGAGAAUCUAAACAGACUCACUAUUGGCAUUAAAGCUUCAGAAAUCUCUGCGUUUGAUAUUCAAACAUCAUAUGCCGAAAAUUUUCACAGUUUUUAGUGAAUUUAAGGAAUUUAGAUUCUA